This is a messenger RNA of Funneliformis caledonium, 130 nucleotides long. The record is from the annotation of a GenBank genome assembly. Lineage: Eukaryota; Fungi; Glomeromycota; Glomeromycetes; Glomerales; Glomeraceae.
CAUGAAUAAGAAGUUUGAGACCUCUAGCAGAGAUCCUACAAAGCAACCUGAAUCUAUUUUACCAUUUGUAAUUGAAGAACUUCCAUCUGAAUACCUCGAUAAAGGAUUAAAGAUUAAACUAAAUGAAUAA